Messenger RNA from Botrytis sinoallii, 1543 nucleotides. RefSeq lists its product as uncharacterized. The coding region runs from base 469 to 1500 and encodes 343 amino acids. Gene Ontology annotation, molecular function: 3-hydroxyisobutyrate dehydrogenase activity; NAD binding; NADP binding. Lineage: Eukaryota; Fungi; Ascomycota; Leotiomycetes; Helotiales; Sclerotiniaceae. Gene Ontology annotation, cellular component: mitochondrion. Gene Ontology annotation, biological process: L-valine catabolic process. The transcript has 3 exons. The record is from RefSeq and is a predicted model, not a curated record.
UCUCCCAAUUUUAUCUCUUGGAUUCUCUACAAAGCACGAAGUAUGGAGAAAUCAACUAUCAAUUAUCAAUUCUUUUGCUACACAUUCAUUCCUUGAACUAAUCUCGCAAUCAGCAUUGGUUAGCAAGCAUGGAACCUCAAGGUUUAACCUCAUGUGAGGUAUUUCCUAUCAUGGAUUGAUAGCAAAACUGCUGAUCUUGUCGGCUUUUGUCGGAUAUCGGGGUAACGGUUCAAGGAUUCAGGAAGCAAAGCAGCCUCGGGCAGCGCAACCAGACUAACUUCCCCACAUUCUCCAUGCUUCCUUCCCCAUUCAAUUAAAUAUCACCCGAGGGAGCACCCGCAUGCGUUCAUUCGUCAGCUUGUACGGUUGCUCGUACGGAACGUAUCCGCUUCAACCGUCUGUUUGUUUUUAAAGCUCCCCCCUCUUCUUUCCAAUUGACUUUUCAACAACGUGAAUUGGAUUGUGAAGAUGAGGGUAAAUGUGAGGACAACGGCGCCAUUUGUGCGGUCAUUAUUUCAAUCUGUUCAACAGAGGAACUUCUCAGCAUCAGUGGGAAGACAAAAACAAUGGGGGUUUAUUGGUCUCGGUCAAAUGGGAUACAAUAUGGCGAGAAACCUUCAGGCCAAAUUACCUCCUGCCGAUACAAUACGAGUCUAUGAUAUCAAUACGGAAGCAGUGGAGAGGUUCACAAAAGACACAAAAGCUCUUGGGAGUGGAGCUGUUGUCGAGGCUGCAAGUAACGUCAGAGAAGCUGCAGAAAAUUCUGAAACUACCAUUACCGUUUUACCAGAGCCAGCACAUGUGAAGAAUGUCUUUAGUCAAAUACUCAAGCCUCCACUUUCUACAUCUGUAGUCGCCAAUCCUGAUCGUCUUUUCAUUGAUUGUUCCACAAUUGAUCCAACAUCCUCUAGAGAUGUUGCUAGGGCAGUUCAUACAACACAACAAGGUCGAUUCGUCGAUGCGCCGAUGUCAGGAGGUGUUGUUGGCGCAACUGCCGGAACUCUGACCUUUAUGCUUGGGGCUUCGGAUGAUUUAGUUGAUCGUGUGACUCCCAUACUCACCAUGAUGGGAAAGAGGGUGUUACAUUGUGGAGCUCAAGGUGCAGGUCUUUCCGGAAAGCUUGCCAAUAACUACCUUCUGGCGAUCAAUAACAUUGCAACAGCUGAAGCCAUGAACUUGGGAAUAAUGUGGGGUCUUAAUCCACAGGUCCUAGGUAAUUUGAUUAACAGUAGUACUGGCAAAUGUUGGCCAAGUGAACUUAACAAUCCCGUCAAAGGUGUUGUAGCUGGUGCACCAGCCGAACGAGAUUAUAGUGGAGGUUUUGGUAUAAGCCUCAUGAAGAAAGAUCUAGGACUUGCAUUGAAAGCAGCAGAAGAAGUUCAGGCCAAACUUGAGCUUGGUAACAGAGCUCGAGAGGUUUAUGAAACUGUGGAACAACAGGAGAAUUGUAAGGGCAAGGACUUUUCUGUUGUUUAUAGAUAUCUUAGCAGUUCGGGGUAACCAUGUCACGGAGUCGAAUAAAUGAAAAUGAAGAUAUUCCCCC